Messenger RNA from Alosa alosa (allis shad), 2041 nucleotides. RefSeq names its product CDGSH iron sulfur domain 2 (gene cisd2). Bases 63 to 470 code for a protein of 135 amino acids. NCBI's taxonomy places the organism in Eukaryota, Metazoa, Chordata, Actinopteri, Clupeiformes, Clupeidae. Gene Ontology annotation, biological process: regulation of autophagy; autophagy of mitochondrion. The transcript is spliced from 3 exons. Gene Ontology annotation, molecular function: 2 iron, 2 sulfur cluster binding. The record is from RefSeq and is a predicted model, not a curated record. Gene Ontology annotation, cellular component: mitochondrial outer membrane; intracellular membrane-bounded organelle.
CGUAAUGACGUAGUACCUCAGGAAAUAGCCAACUUCGUGUUACUUCAAUCUCUUCAUUCAAGAUGGUGUUAGAAACUAUUUCUAGGAUCAUCAAAAUCCAACUUCCACUCUACCUCAAAAAAUUGCCGCUACCAGAGACAAUAGGGGAUUUUGCUAGAUUAACAGUCUCUGAGUGGUUGCGACUGCUGCCACUCCUGGGCAUUUUGGCCCUUUUGGGCUACCUGACCAUCCGCCCCUUCCUUCCCAAGAAGAAGAAGCAGAAAGACAGCAUCAUCAACCUAAAAAUCCAAAAGGAGAACCCACGAGUGGUCAAUGAGAUUGAUAUUGAGGACUUGAAGAGUACAAAUGUUUGUUACUGCAGGUGUUGGCGGUCCAAAACAUUUCCUGUUUGCGACAGAUCACACAUAAAGCACAAUGAGCUGACGGGCGACAACGUGGGACCACUGGUACUGAAGAAAAAGAUUCUAUAAUCCCUGGCUUUUGCUGCAUGGGAGAAAAGGCUCAUCUCUCUCAUGCAGACUCUAGAUUUUUUUUCAAAGGUUUAUAGUUAUUUAGUGAAAUAUAUUGUCCUUUUUAAUGGGCUCUGUGCACUAGCUUAUUUGAAGUCGGCAAACCAGUUUCCUGUUCUUUGACGUUGCUGUCAGCAAGCACCUGAAAACGUGUGCUCGCUGAAAAUCCUUCCCCCCUUAUUUUGUGCAGGCACUGAACGUAGGCUGGCAUUUUUAGGAAAAAGGUGGAAGCAAAAAUUGUAUAAUCUAUAUCGACUUGAAGCCAGGCAGAAUGGCACACAGCAGUGCUCCUUAGAGCCACCCAUAGACAUUUGACUCGCGUACAUUGCAUAUGUGUAUAUGCAUAUUGCAUAUUACGUUUUGGUACAACUAAAGCACUCAUCUUCAGGUGCUUGUUGACAGCCAAGUCAACAAACAGGAAGCUGGUUUGCCGACUUCAAGUGAGUCAGUGCACAGAGCCCAUACAGUGCCAAUUGUGUUUGGGUUUAAAUGUUAAGGGACACUUUCUUAUUCUAAACAGUUUAAGAAUAGAUAUGUGGGCCAAAUAGAUCUGUCCUCUUGAUGUGUGAUUUCCAUGUGCCUUUUAACUUUUUACACAUUUCUGUGAAAGUAUGUCAUUCUGUUAUGCCUUAGUUACAAUGUGCAAUAUUACUUCAUGGGAAAAGAAAACAAUAAUUGAAAAUCAUAAAUGUAUAGUCAAUGAAUUAAUUCAGUGAUACAAUCAAGAUAUUCAGUCCUACUUGAAAGUCUAAAUGACUGAUCACUUCAGUUCCUGGGUCCUAAGCGCCACCAUGAUCGCACCCAUCAGUAGUUCUUUUUUCCCUUCAUUUUUCUCGCUUUUUUUUUUUUUAAAUGAACAGAGGUCUCCAAGAUUAUGUAGGCCAUAGAUAUUACACCUGUUUCUCUAUUGGCCUCUAGUGAUGGUUGACCCCACCAUGAUGGCUGAGCUACUUACGUACGUUCUGGAGCCUAAUGCGGUAUCUAGCUUUCUCAUAUCUAUGAUCUAGGCUACUGACAAACCCAGUUACUUCCAGCAUGUUAGGGACCAUUCUCACAAAUGUGGCCUCUGCAAUUUACAUAGUGUGUCUUCUUUCAAUCCACAUCGUGUUAAGUUAUUGUGAACUGUGUAUGGUUUUCUCAGAAUGUUCUCAUAAGAAAUCAAGUAAUCUUACAUCUAAAGCCUUAAUGUAAUUAUUUUUUUUAAAUGAUCACAGUCAUUUACCAAUUUUGCGCAUUCCAUGUUUAACUACAACCAAGGAAAGUACCACCGACAACUUCAAAUCCCAUUAUACAGUUUGUUCCCCAUUUUCUUCUAUUGUUGUUUUUGUGUUAGGAGUGAGGAUUCAACUCAUAUUGCAAGCACCCAUCUCUUCAGUAAUAGCUGUAAGUUUCUAGAAUGCCUUAAAUAACUUAAAUAUUUUGUCACUCUCUAGCUAGGUGAAUGCAUUUCCUAUGGUUAUGAUACUAUGUAGAUCAGAUGUGCUCAAUACUUUUGUAAAAAUCAAAGAUUGUAUAAAUAUUUGCUUUUUUAA